AUGUCGAUUAAGGAAACAGAAGAGGGAAGAGUGGAGAAUGAGAAUGGAGAGAGACGAGAUGAGUCAAGCAUGAAGAGCUUUCUAUGGCAUGGCGGUUCUGUCUAUGAUGCUUGGUUUAGCUGUGCAUCGAACCAGGUUGCUCAAGUUCUGUUGACACUACCUUAUUCAUUUUCACAAAUGGGAAUGGCAUCAGGUGUAAUUCUGCAGAUCUUCUAUGGUUUUAUGGGAAGUUGGACAGCUUAUCUCAUCAGUGUUCUCUACGUUGAGUACAGAAGUCGAAAAGAGAAACAGAAUGUUAACUUCAACAACCAUGUCAUUCAGUGGUUCGAAGUCUUGGAUGGUUUGCUUGGUCCAUAUUGGAAAGCAAUAGGAUUAACAUUCAACUGCACAUUUCUUCUCUUUGGUUCUGUUAUCCAACUCAUUGCCUGUGCAAGUAACAUAUAUUAUAUAAACGACAAGCUGGACAAGAGGACAUGGACUUACAUAUUCGGAGCGUGUUGUGCAACCACGGUGUUUAUACCGUCGUUUCACAACUAUCGAAUAUGGGCAUUUCUUGGUCUUGGCAUGACCACUUACACCGCUUGGUACCUCACCAUCGCGUCUUUAGUCCAUGGUCAAGUCGAAGGAGUGACUCAUUCCGGUCCAACCAAGCUGGUUCUGUAUUUCACAGGAGCCACUAAUAUAUUGUACACUUUUGGUGGCCACGCAGUUACCGUGGAGAUAAUGCAUGCGAUGUGGAAACCAAGAAAGUUUAAGUACAUAUAUCUAAUGGCUACACUCUAUGUGUUUACCUUAACCAUACCAUCGGCUGUUUCCGUCUACUGGGCCUUUGGAGAUGAGCUUCUCACACAUUCUAAUGCCUUCUCACUCCUUCCUAACUCACCGUGGCGUGACGCUGCAGUCAUCCUCAUGCUCAUCCACCAGUUUAUAACGUUUGGGUACGCAUGCACGCCACUAUACUUCGUGUGGGAGAAAGUGAUCGGAAUGCACGAGACAAAUAGCAUUUUGUUACGAGCGGUCACAAGAUUGCCUGUGGUGAUUCCGAUUUGGUUCUUAGCCAUAAUCUUCCCUUUCUUUGGACCAAUUAACUCAGCCGUUGGUGCACUUCUAGUCACGUUCACUGUCUACAUUAUCCCAUCACUUGCUCACAUCCUCACUUACCGCUCUGCUUCUUCUAGACACAAUGCUGCGGAGAAGCCACCGGCCGUGAUUGGCGGUUGGAGAGGUGCGUUUGUGGUGAACGUUGUGGUGGUGGUUUGGGUGUUUGUAGUUGGCUUUGGGUUAGGAGGAUGGGCAAGUGUGACAAAUUUCAUUAAACAAGUUGAUACUUUUGGCCUAUUUGCUAAAUGUUAUCAGUGUCCUCACCGCUGA
Microthlaspi erraticum is the source of this 1371-nucleotide messenger RNA. NCBI's taxonomy places the organism in Eukaryota, Viridiplantae, Streptophyta, Magnoliopsida, Brassicales, Brassicaceae. The record is from the annotation of a GenBank genome assembly.